AAAACGGAGGUCAUUGGAAACUUGUACGACGCAUGGUUAGAUGUGCAAAAUGACCAAAAUUAGCAUGCCCCCUCCUGCCCUCUGCAUGUGAAGCAUUUAGCCACCUGUACAAAAUCUUUAUUUCUUGAACAUGAUAUACUCCCUUUUGUCCUAAUCCUCAUUCUGACCCCAUUUAACUGGCCCCUACAUUUAUGAUUCGUGCUCUUUUUCUUUCUUUUAUAUUUUUUUUGUUCAUAAUACUAUAGAAUAUGCCUCUUCCAAUCCCCUAUAAAUGUAAUCCAUUUUCCCUUCACUCCAACUCAGAACUCAGUUCAAACAGACCAUUUGGCAAAAAUGGCUGCCUUUGGGGUCAUUCUAGUUAUAGUACUUAGCUCAUUUACAGUUCUUGGCCAAAACGAAGGCAUUGUCACUUCAGAACUAGCUCCUCAUUCCCUUGUUAGCUUCCCACCCGUUGAAACCCCUAAGCCUCAUAAUGGCGGCCAACACCACCACCACCACCACCACAAGCACGGCCAAGCCCCAGCUUCUUCUCCCUCUCACUCUUCACCACCAGUCAAACCACCGUCUCCGCCUGUUAAACCACCAACUCCACCUGCUCAUUCGCCUAGUAAACCACCAACUCCGCCUGCUCAUCCACCAGUUAAACCACCAUCUCCUCUUCCAACCAGGAAGUUUGUUGGUGUAAGAGGAGUUGUUUACUGUAAAUCUUGCAAGUACAGGGGGAUUGACACUCUCUUGGGAGCUUCUCCAAUUCUGGGAGCGGUGGUGAAGCUGGCAUGCAACAACACAAAGUACCACCUAACAGCCCUAGGCACAACAGACAAGAAUGGUUACUUCUUCAUCCAACCAAAGUGGUUGACCACAGCAGGUUACCAUAAGUGCAAGGUGUUCUUAGCAAAAUCACCAAAACCAGAGUGCAGUGUCCCAACAAAUUUCCACAAUGGACAAGCUGGAGCCAUGUUGAUCCCUGCAUCACUGCCACCACCAGCACCAAUGACAUCAAAGCCAGUGGAUUCUGAGACUGGGGUUAAGCUCUUUAAUGUUGGACCUUUUGCUUUUGAGCCCUCAAAGAAUCUGCCGUGCAAGCAGUAGUGAGGAGAGAUUGGAUUGUUUGGGAACUGGGAAAGUGAUAAGCUAUAGUAGUACUAGAUUGUUGGGAACUGGGAGUGUUUUGAGACUUUCAAUUCUUGUUUGUUGUUACUUUUGCUUUUCUUGUUUUUGUGAAUUUUAAUAUUUAAUGAUAAUGUAGUAGUGUUAGGCUUGCUUGCUUUGGUCAUCUUUGGCUUGGUUGGUUUUAUGAUACAAUUACCUCUGAACAAAUAAUGUUAGGAGUAUUUAAGAGCA
Messenger RNA from Nicotiana tabacum (common tobacco), 1344 nucleotides. Its product is annotated as pistil-specific extensin-like protein. NCBI's taxonomy places the organism in Eukaryota, Viridiplantae, Streptophyta, Magnoliopsida, Solanales, Solanaceae. The record is from RefSeq and is a predicted model, not a curated record. Gene Ontology annotation, cellular component: cell periphery.